AUGGCUCCUCAAUCCAUCGAUAUCCCAGUGCUGCCUAUUCCAGGUGAACAACCUCAACCACCACAACAAAUCACUUUUGAACAACACCAACAACCAAAUCAACAAGAACAAUUACAACAACCACAACAACCACAAAAUGCCAAACCAGGUUCUAUAGAUUAUUAUUUCGAUCAAACUUUAACCACCAUGGGUAAUCAUCCAAUAUUGACCGGUGUUGGUGGGUUCUUCUUAGCAUAUUUUAUUGCUGGUCGUUUCAAAUCAAGUCAACCAGGUAUAGAUGGUAAAGCUUUUUAUAAAGGUGGAUUUGGUCCUAAAAUGAGUGCAAAAGAAGCUUUACAAAUCUUAAAUUUAAAAGAAACCACAUUAACAAAGAAAAAAUUAAAAGAAACCCAUAGAAGAAUUAUGUUGGCUAAUCAUCCAGAUAAAGGUGGUAGUCCAUUUGUUGCAACAAAAAUUAAUGAAGCUAAAGAUUUCUUAGAAAAAAGAGGUAUUCAAAAAUAG
Hansenula ciferrii is the source of this 501-nucleotide messenger RNA. RefSeq names its product Pam18p (gene PAM18). Bases 1 to 501 code for a protein of 166 amino acids. The transcript has a single exon. Gene Ontology annotation, cellular component: PAM complex, Tim23 associated import motor. Gene Ontology annotation, molecular function: ATPase activator activity. The record is from RefSeq and is a predicted model, not a curated record. Gene Ontology annotation, biological process: protein import into mitochondrial matrix. Lineage: Eukaryota; Fungi; Ascomycota; Saccharomycetes; Phaffomycetales; Wickerhamomycetaceae.